GGCUGCUUUUCCUUUUUGAUCCAUUCAAAAAUUACUCAUUGCAAAUUCCCGGACAACUCGGGAAGGAGAAGCCGGGGGGCGGAGGACAGAGAAGGCUGCAGCGUCUCAGUGUUGGGACUCCACCGCACAGCGGGCUGAGAUCGGUCCCACAGAAGCGGCCGGCCCGCGCCGAGCUCCCGGGGCCUCUCCAGGAAGCGUCAGUCUCCGCCCGGGGAGCUGGGAGCACCGCCCCCGCCGUCUUCCCGGGACCCCCAGCUCCUGCGCGCGGGCGAUGGGCGGCCACUGAGCGGACACACGGCACCGCGACCCCAGCCCUCUCCAUGGCCUCGCGCGAGGAGCUGUACAGCAAAGUCACCCCGCGCAGGGACCGCCUGCAGCGCCCGGGCACCGUCAAGCAUGGGUCGGCGCUGGACGUGCUCCUGUCCAUGGGCUUCCCCCGCGCCCGAGCACAAAAAGCUCUGGCAUCCACAGGAGGAAGAAGCGUUCAAGCAGCAUGUGACUGGUUGUUCUCCCAUGUUGGUGACCCCUUCCUGGAUGACCCCCUGCCGCGAGAGUAUGUCCUCUACCUCCGCCCAACUGGUCCAUUAGCCCAGAAGCUUUCUGACUUCUGGCAGCAGUCCAAGCAGAUCUGUGGGAAGAACAAGGCUCACAACAUCUUCCCCCAUAUCACCCUCUGCCAGUUCUUCAUGUGCGAGGACAGCAAGGUGGAUGCGCUGGGAGAAGCCCUGCAGACUACUGUCAGCCGUUGGAAGUGUAAAUUCUCUGCCCCGCUGCCCCUGGAGCUCUACACCUCCUCCAACUUCAUCGGGCUCUUCGUCAAGGAAGACAGCGCAGAGGUCCUCAAGAAGUUCGCUGCCGACUUUGCUGCAGAGGCCGCAUCCAAAACAGAAGUGCACGUGGAGCCUCAUAAGAAACAGCUGCAUGUGACCCUGGCGUACCACUUCCAAGCCAGCCACCUGCCCACUCUGGAGAAACUUGCCCAGAACAUCGACGUCAAGCUUGGGUGUGACUGGGUGGCCACCAUAUUCUCUCGGGAUAUCCGGUUUGCUAACCACGAGACGUUACAGGUGAUCUACCCCUAUUCCCCUCAGAACGAUGACGAGCUGGAGUUGGUCCCUGGGGACUUCAUCUUCAUGUCUCCCAUGGAACAGACCAGCACCAGCGAGGGCUGGAUUUACGGCACCUCGCUGACCACUGGCUGCUCGGGGCUGCUCCCGGAGAAUUACAUUACCAAGGCGGAUGAGUGCAGCACCUGGAUCUUCCAUGGUUCAUACUCCAUCUUAAAUACCGUGUCACCCAGCUCCCUCACAUUUGGUGAUGGGGUAUUGGAGAGGCGACAGUAUGAGGACCAAGGACUCGGGGAGACAACGCCUCUCACUAUCAUCUGCCAGCCCAUGCAGCCCCUGAGAGUCAACAGCCAGCCUGGGCCCCAGAAGCGAUGUCUCUUCGUGUGUCGGCAUGGGGAGAGGAUGGAUGUUGUGUUCGGGAAGUACUGGCUAUCCCAGUGCUUUGAUGCCAAAGGCCGCUACAUACGCACCAACCUGAACAUGCCUCAUAGCUUACCUCAGCGGAGCGGUGGUUUCCGAGACUACGAGAAAGACGCACCAAUCACUGUGUUUGGGUGUAUGCAAGCAAGGCUAGUGGGUGAAGCCUUGUUAGAAAGUAACACCGUUAUUGAUCACGUUUAUUGCUCUCCAUCCCUACGCUGCGUUCAGACUGCACAUAAUAUAUUGAAAGGUUUACAACAAGACAAUCACUUAAAGAUUCGGGUCGAGCCGGGCUUAUUUGAAUGGACAAAGUGGGUUGCUGGAAGCACAUUACCAGCGUGGAUACCUCCAUCGGAGUUAGCUGCGGCCAACCUCAGUGUUGAUACAACCUACAGACCUCACAUCCCAGUCAGCAAAUUAGUGAUUUCCGAAUCCUAUGAUACCUACAUCAGCAGAAGUUUCCAAGUGACGAAGGAGAUAAUAAGCGAAUGUAAAAGCAAAGGAAAUAACAUUCUGAUUGUGGCCCACGCAUCUUCCCUCGAAGCCUGUACCUGCCAACUCCAAGGCCUGUCCCCACAGAACUCCAAGGACUUUGUCCAAAUGGUCCGGAAGAUCCCAUACCUAGGCUUUUGUUCCUGUGAAGAAUUGGGAGAAACUGGAAUAUGGCAGCUGACAGACCCGCCCAUCCUUCCCCUUACCCAUGGACCUACUGGGGGCUUCAACUGGAGAGAGACCUUGCUGCAGGAAUAAGCUGCCUGAGCAACGGGAAGAACCGGCCUGUUGCAGAUGAGUCCUCAGGAUGUCCAGGAGCAGAGGGAAAGCCCAUACUGCAUUUGACGUGGACAGCUCAGAAUCAUUUCGCAUAUUUCUUUUCAUGCUUAGGGGUCUUACAGUGAGACUUGUGUGUCAAUGAGCGAAAGGCAUGAUUCAGGAGGAGAACAAAAUCCAUCUUCUCUGGACUUGCCUAGCUAGCAUGGCUUUGAAGAAUUGUCUUCCUAAGCUGGGCACCUGCUGCAGCAGAGACUACCACCCUUCUUCGGGCUAUGCAUGGCUAAAGAGCCUCACUCUUCUCGCAGAGAACUGCCCCUACCCUCAAGAGACGAGCAAGAGGAAGGACUGUGUCUCGAAUCCAACCAGGGAUGGGAUAGUCUUUUGUAUUCUAUUUGCAAGUUAGGCAAAGCCGUGUUGCAGAGUGCUUUGGUGGUUACUAGAAACCGUAAGACUAGUCCUCCGGUCGUAUUCCACCCCCAGCAGGCUUCAUUCGCUAGUGUGCAAGGCACGUGCUUAAAGACUCCACCAUUCAGCCUGGUCUUUCAUGCUUCUAUCUGUGAAAUGGGGAGAGAAGCACUUUUGCUCUCCAAAGCACUUUGAGAUACUCAGGGGGACAUAAAGAAAAUGUGUGAUGUAUUGAAUGGGAGGUACAGUGAACUGCAGAAUAUUAAUCAAGUUGAAACUACCCCUGUGGUAACCCAUGAACUGUGAAAGCUCUAAGCCAGUCUGAAUCAAGAUCUGUCUUUCCACCAGGCUCUGGACUGUGUCAAGCAGUUAAAAAGAUGGACAUCUGGACAGAUGUAUGUCUGAUUCAUUAUUUGGAUCAGCGAGAAACUCCUGUGCUAUAUGGAUAUUUUUAGAAGGUGUACCGAUGGUCAAGUUGUACACAUACAGUCUGUGUCAACUGUGGCAGAAUAUCCGUAGGCGAAACCAGUUCUAGGUUAUUUAAGGAAGCCAGGGGACUGACUUGGAUGAUGACAGUCACAGCUGCACUGUCCCUUGUGCUGUCCUCUUUAUUUGCUUCUCUGUGACAAUUUAAAACAGACGGGAGGAAGGACUGCUUGAAGGGAGUAGAGAGUCGCAGCCUGCCUGUGACUCUCAUCACGCCUACUUCAUGUAUUUAGAGAGAGAGUGUGUAUUUAAAAGAAGAAUAAAUGACAAUCAAGCCUAAACAUCACUUAUCAAUGUCUAUUUAAUUGUGUGAAUAGCCCCUAGGGCCACAGACAGUAGCCAGUUGUGAUUUUAUUCACGGUGUCCCGAGUAAGACGCUUAGAGAAAUAUGUCGUCAGCUUCACAUUUUGGAUAGAUAAACUGUGAUUCUUUUUUUUUUUUUUUUUUUUUGGAUUUUUGAGACAGGGUUUCUCUGUAGCUUUUGGUUCCUGUCCUGGAACUAGCUCUUAUAGACCAGGCUGUCCUCGAACUCACAGAGAUCCGCCUGCCUCUGCCUCCCGAGUGCUGGGAUUAAAGGCGUGUGCCACCACCGCCCGGCUAAACUGUGAUUCUUUUUUUUUUUUGGACUUUUCAAGACAGGGUUUCUCCGUAGCUUUUGGCUCCUGUCCUGGAACUAGCUCUUGUAGACCAGGCUGGCCUCGAACUCACAGAGAUCCGCCUGCCUCUGCCUCCCGAGUGCUGGGAUUAAAGGCGUGUGCUGCCACCGCCCGGCUUAAACUGUGAUUCUUGCCAGUAUGGAAAGAACACGGGCCCGGCUUCUGGCACGGAUGUAACUCUAUGGUGACGCAUUAAUUAUGUUGUAACCUUAAAAUACCUUGGAGGAAAGACUCUGUUUAAAAGUCUCAAAGGAGAAGUCACAGUGCAGCCACUGUAAUGUCCCCGUCACUCAUUCUUCUGGUGUUUGCAGUGUCGUGAACCCACUGUUCACUCGGAUCCCGAUGGUUCACCUCCCCAGAUUGGGCGCUCCCACUAAAUCAUCAGAUCUCCUUGACUCUAUAAAGAAUGUCAUGGACAGUGUCUGUGUUUCUGAAAAACAGUUCCUCCCAGCUUCUCCCCCAUCUCUCUCAGUUAUCUUGGUCUUAAGCAUCUAGGUAAAUGAAUUCUCUUGAUCAGGUCACAUCCCAUUGUCCUUAAUCCACUAUAGACAGUCCUGGGCAAUUUCGACAGAAUCAAAGAGGACAGAACCUGAAGAAAGUUUCUGAAGAACUUAAGUGGAAAACUCCUGAGUACAGAAAAGUUUAAUUGCCCAAAUUGUUUAUCAGAAUGGCUGGGUGGCCUAUAUUCAAUUAACAUCUUAUUGUACUCUUACCUACUUAAAAUAUUAAAUAUCAACUCCAGCUGAGCAAUCCGUCGAAUCUGCGUGUAGAGACAUGUGUUGUAUCGGGUUUCAUAUGGGUACAAAGGUUCUAGAUGGGCAGCAGACCCUGAGUUGAGGAGAGUUCUUUUUGAUCUGUGGCGCAUGUUUAUUAGCUCAGAUGAUAUUUGGGAGAAGGAAUGAGUUGGGGACAGACAGGGCAGAAAAAAGGAAAUUUUCAGCCCCUCCCCUUUUUGAUAAAUGUUGGAAAGCUAUCUGAUAUCUGAAAUACAGCAAGGGAGAUGAAAGGAAGGAAAGGGUUUGCUAUGGUAUUACUUGUCUGAACAGCGUGCUGCUUUCACAAGUGUGCGCAUGCUCCAGUCUUGUUCCUAGGUAGGGCUCUGUCCCUGUGAUUUCCUCUGUGGACUGACGGGGAUCCUUGUUGCAUGUUAAUGGACACACUGGGGCCCUCCUUUUCCCAGGCUCUCCUCACCAGCGCUGCUUGGCUGCGAGGAGCCCUUUGCGUCACCCCAGGGUGACAACAGCAUUCAGAUAAAUGUGUCUUUUCCCUUUGCAUUCAGAUUCAUGCGAUCUGAAUGGCUGAUUAAGCAGCCAUCUGAUGGCUGAGAGAGGUGGUUGUUUUUCACCCUGUCGUGAAAGGCCUGGGAGACUUUCUACUUCUUAUUUUAAUUAUAUUUUAACCAAAGAAUUAUUUUUAAAGUAACCUUAUAUUUGAAGGAUGAUUUUGCAAUAAAUAAAUUAAUUAAUUAAAAGUGUGCCUUCUGGAGCCAUGUGGGUUUGGUAAAUUGUUGUUGAUCAUUCUCUUGCCAGUUUUGUUUGGAAUACUUGUAGAUGGUCUUCCUGCCGUGUACAACACUGCCCUGGGUGUGUCUUUUCCACUCUACAAGCUGUAUUCCUGCAAAAAUGGAGUCUCUUAUUCCAGUUAUCUAAUGUCAUGGGGAAGUCAGUGAACACCAGGGAGAGGAGUUCCUAUCUCGCUGCCUUUGUAGAAAAGUUUGUCUCUGUGCUCCGAGAACGGCAUUCCUCUGUCCCCUAGGCACUGGCUUGGACUUCACAGCAAUGAUGAAUUGCUCUUUCGAAUCUAUGCUCAGUAUACUCGUGUGUCAGAAUACAGAUGAGCCUUCCCCUAAGCAGCACAGGGUCGGCACAGUCAACUGUACCAAAUUUGCCCAAGGUUGGAUAAUGGGACUCCUGGAGAUUUGCAUUUAAACUGUGAUCAGGCACAUGCCAAGAGGGGGUGGGGGAAGAAGGGUCUAGAUGGGCAAGGAGGGCAGGGGACAGCCUGACCUAAGCAUCUGUUUAGGUGAACAUCCAUGUGAUGGAGGCGGGGUUGCUAGGCAGGUUCUUUUCAUCUUUAAACACACAACUAAAAUGGAUUUGCUUUUGUAACACUUCGCCAUUGAUUUCUGGGAACGUGGCCACAGGCAUUGCCCCUCGACGCAAAACGAAAUAGCUGGACUGUUACAUACGUAAAGUAUUAGGUUUGCUUGUGUAGGUUGAACAUUAGAGUCAUUAAUAGUCAAACAAUAGACAUUCGGUUCUCUCAGUUUUUUGCCUGGUACUCCUUAACCGCCACUACUUGCACAGAAACUUUGCAGCUGUUCAGCUAUUGGUAGACUCCAUAGGAGAAACGUGUGUAAUGAAAACAAUGUAUACGGUUCUUUGGUUGCCACGGAGAUGAGAAGAGCAUCCCAAAGCCUUUGAGUUAUUCCUACGCCAUCUGAACCUGCUACAUUGGGAAGGCGUGUCCGUUUCUUUCUCACUUAUAAGACUUUUGUAUCACUUCUUUUCUAUGUGAUCCCAGUGUAUUUAUUGGGGGGGGGGUUGUAAUUACGAAAAUAGAAAACCAUGCCUUGCUGUACCGCCAAAUUCCUUGUACCCUACCCGCGGCAUUUGUGCUUGCUGGCUGAGAAGCUGAUCUUCCUGAUAGAGCUGUGACAGAUCGUGAUCAGUUCACCGCAUUCCAGGACCUUAUCCACUGGGGUGGUCCAUAGAUGAUGUAAUAAAAAGAAGCUGUGUCCUCAGUUG
This is a messenger RNA of Chionomys nivalis (European snow vole), 6552 nucleotides long. RefSeq names its product ubiquitin associated and SH3 domain containing B (gene Ubash3b). Gene Ontology annotation, biological process: negative regulation of signal transduction; regulation of release of sequestered calcium ion into cytosol; platelet aggregation. The coding region runs from base 321 to 2237 and encodes 638 amino acids. The transcript has 14 exons. The record is from RefSeq and is a predicted model, not a curated record. NCBI's taxonomy places the organism in Eukaryota, Metazoa, Chordata, Mammalia, Rodentia, Cricetidae. Gene Ontology annotation, molecular function: protein binding; protein tyrosine phosphatase activity. Gene Ontology annotation, cellular component: cytoplasm.